AUUGGAAACAAUGAAACAAUAAAUAAUAUAUAGCAAAAUCCAUCUAUCAAGUAUCAAUUAAUUUCAUCAGUCUCUUUCCUUGUUUAGUUUAAAGUUUAGUAAAAAAUAUUCAUUUCAGGUUUUGUUUUGGAUUGAAAGAUAUCACAUUCUACCAUUCAAAUCAAAGGUUUUAUUGGGAAGAAGCUGGGAGGAUUCAAUCAGAAAGUCCAUCGAGACGAGCAAAGAUAAGAAGAUAAAUCACAAAAAAGGUUUUUGGAAAUCUUCUGCUUCACCAAUUUUUAUUUAAAAGAGAGACCAGCAGAGAUAAGAAGAAAAUUCACAAAAAAGGGCAAUUUGGUGGAAGCAGAAACAUGUCGGAGGCCCUCCUCUUAUCGCUGAUACACAAGCUCGACAUUAAUUAUCUAAUGUAUAAACCGUAUUGGGAAAUAAAUGAGGAAAAGGAAAGGGUAAUUAAAGAGAUGAGAGAGAUUGUGGAUAUUGUGAGGGACAAGAAAUUGGAAGAGGGCAAAACCCUAAAUUUUUUAGUAUCUGACCUUGUCAACGUGAUUGAAGAUGCAGUCGACCUUUUCAAACGAGGCAAAACCUAUCAUACAUACUAUGGAUCCAUCCAUACUUGGAUUGGAGAGAUCAAAACGCGCUUGUUUAAACUGGGCGAUGAUGGGGCGGAGAAGAGAUCAUCAGAAAAUGUUGAAGAUGACAAAUAUGUGGUGGGCUUGGACGAAGAUGUGCAAAUGCUGCUUCGCUCAAAGAUUUUUGGUGGGAAAGGAUACCGUUCGAAUCCGAUUGUUGUUAUCAAAGGGAUGUGUGGUAUUGGAAAGACAACUCUUGCUAGAGAGAUAUACAACCAUCCAACCGUCGUUGAGCGAUUCGAGUGCCGUCUUUGGGUAUCUAACUCUACUGACCUCACUAUUAAAGAGCUACUUAUCAAACUAAUACAACAGGUAGAAGAUGCAGAGAAUCUCCGUACAUCUUCCUUAUUGGAGGAUAUGGACAACCGAAGUCUCCGAGAUAUGCUUUCCCAACACCUGCAAGGAACGCGAUAUUUGAUAGUUCUUGACGACGUGCCCAAACAAAUGCGCUUGAAGUCUUUCUUGGAAGCUCUCCCGCAAGAAUUCCAUGAAAGUAGGUUGCUGUUCACAAGUCACACGACGCAUGUGGACUUAGAUGUGGACGAUGAAAAUGUUCAUAAGAUGAAACCUUUGGAUUCUAAGAAGAGCUGGCAAUUGUUUUUGAAAACAAUAAACCAUGGCAAUAAAUUGACGGGUGACCACAAAUUCCCUAUGAACUUGGAGCAUAUGGGAAAACAAAUGUUGAGAAAGUGUGGCGGUCUGCCAUUAGCUAUAAAAGAGGUGGGAAAGCAGUUAGCAGAAAAGAAAGUCUCUGGUGGGAGUGAAUGGGAACAGCUUCUUGAAUCAGUUGAUUUUGAUUCAACAUUGAAGUUACUGGAACCAUUUUAUCAUAAAUUGGAUCCCAAACUGGACUCGUGUUUCUUGUCUAUGGCCUUCUUUAAGGAAAAUACUACUUUGAGGAAAGAAAAGUUGAAACAUAUUUGGUUUGCAGGGGGAGUGCUUUCAAGUACUAGUUAUUAUAACUAUGAAUCAUAUUUACAUGGUUUAACUAAUGACUCCUUUAUUGAAGUCCAGGAUAGGAGCACGUAGUAUCGCAUGAAUGUUGUGCUACACAUGCUAUCCGUCCGAAAAGCAGAGGAGAAAUUUGGUUUUGAGAUCCUAAGGAAUAAUGAAAAUAAUCGACCAUGUCAAAGUCCUCGUCAUCGUGUUAUCAUUUGUAGCAGAGACAAGUUCAACUACUCCACGGAUCAAGAUAAGCUUCUUGUUUCUCUCUUCUUCCAUGGAGGUGGCUAUUUCAACACUAGUUCGUCUUAUUGGAAGGGCUUUGAACAACUUAAGAUACUGGACUUGGAAGAUUUUGGGUUGAAGAUUUUACCGGAAAGUAUUGGCACAUUGAUUGAAUUACGAUACUUGGGAUUGAGAAACAAUUACUUGCAAGAGCUCCUAGAGUCGUUGGGGUGGUUGAAAAAGCUUGAGGUUCUUGACAUAGCUCAAAACUUUAUGGUGAAGGUGCCAGAUAUUAUACGGGAAUUGAGUAGCCUUCGCCACCUCUACUUGUUUGAUGUGAUUUUCCGGAAGCCAUUGAAGAUAGAUGUGCUUCAGAAUCUGGAGACCUUAACCUAUGUCUCGGCUGAUAAUUGGACACAUGAGCGCUCUGUCUAUGGAAAUUUGUUUAGUCUUAAGAAAUUGGGCAUUGAAGAAUUGAAUGGAAACUUAGAUGUAAGCAAGCUCUUUACAUCAUUAGUUGAUUUGAAGAAUCUUAAUCAUCUAAUCUUAAGAGGGUAUCGUUUCAGAAGCAUGCCUUGUUUGGAUGAUCUUUAUAUUUUACACAGGCUCAAAACACUCAAAUUGGAUGGAUUCCUUGCCACGCUUCCGACAAGUUUCCCUCCAUAUGUUGAAUCGUUGACGUUGGUUAAUAGCUGUCUUGACGAAGACCCGAUGCCACUACUAGAGAAGCUACCCAGGUUAACCCACCUCAAGUUGCGGAAAGCAUACACCGGUCAACAAAUGGCUAUCUUGGAACACGGCUUUCCCGAGCUUCGAGUCCUUUGCAUGGAAGAGUUAUGGAAUCUGAGAAAUGUGCAGUGUGGAAGAAAUGCAAUGUAUUGGCUCAAGAAAUUAGAAAUCCAUGGUUGUCCAUAUUUGGAUACCCUCUCGAAAGUGAUUGGGUCGAUUUUAUAUUUGAAGGAGAUAAAGAUGGUGACAACCAAAAGCAUUGCAACAAAGAUCAAGAAUUCAUACUUAGUCUCCAAUAUAGGGAUCGUGAACAUCAAUCCAUGAGCUAACGCAGUUGUUUGCAUUAUCAUUACGUACAUUUUGCUUGUUGGCAUUAAUUUAGAUAGUUUGUAGCUAGAUUUUCUUCCCUUUUCCCCCCUUGGUGGUUGCAUGUCUGUAAAUGACAUUUAGUUGCUUUGACAAUUGUGGUUUCUUCAUAUCUUGUUUCUACUCUGUUUCUCCCUCAAUGCUGGGAUAUAUUGUUUGCUGCUCAAGUUACUUCAGAUUUUUGGCAACAUGCAGACAAUAUUAUUUAAUUUAUUCUCGUCUCAGUUUACAGCU
Messenger RNA from Salvia miltiorrhiza (redroot sage), 3125 nucleotides. RefSeq names its product putative disease resistance RPP13-like protein 3. Lineage: Eukaryota; Viridiplantae; Streptophyta; Magnoliopsida; Lamiales; Lamiaceae. Gene Ontology annotation, molecular function: ADP binding. Gene Ontology annotation, biological process: defense response to other organism. The record is from RefSeq and is a predicted model, not a curated record. The transcript has 4 exons. The coding region runs from base 351 to 1658 and encodes 435 amino acids.